CUGCUAUCGUCGAGGAAAGUUUCGAGAGCAAAUGUGUCUGUAUUUUGGUGUUGUUUUACAGCUCAAAUGAAAAGCAGCUCACUCGAGAACGAGUGUAACAUGAUGACUACCUGUUCACUGGAGCACCCUAACGGGCAGGAGGCCGACUCUGUCCCUGCCAAGCGGCUCUGCAAGGGGAAGUGCGCGCAUGAUGGGUUGGUCGGAGGUGGAGUGGGGGAGACAAGCAGGACCGUGGAGGUGUCUAUAAUCAUGCCAGUGUAUAACGCCUCCUGCUGGCUGGAUGAGUGUCUGCAGGGGAUUCUGGACCAGGACUACACUGGCUCAAUGGAACUGUCUGUCUACGAUGACGCCAGCACUGAUGGUUCCAGAGCGAUAGUGGAAGGAUGGAGGGAGAGGCUGGAGAGGAGAGGUGUUUCCAUGGUGAUCUCUGGCCAUGACUCCGCCCAACCCAGAGGAGUGGGCCAUACCAAGAACCAGGCUGUGUCUCAGAGCUCUGGACCAUACCUCUGCUUUCAGGACGCUGAUGAUGUGAUGAUGCCUCAGAGAAUCCGUCUCCAGUACGAGGCCUGCCUCGUCAACUCUACCUCUUUGAUUGGCUGUCAGGUCCGCAGGGAUCCAGAGGGAUCUACUGAACGCUACACACGCUGGAUCAACAACAUCAGCCAGGAUCAACUCACCACCCAGGUGUACACCUCUCACGGCCCUACGGUCGUCAUGCCAACCUGGUUCUGCUCCAGGGAUUGGUUCCAGCGGGUCGGAUCAUUCGACGAGGGCGGCAAGGGAGUUCCAGAGGAUCUGUUGUGGUUCUAUCAGAGUGUUGGUCAGGGAGGAGGUGUGGUCAGAGUGGACCAGUGUUUACUAGUCUACCGCUACCAUCAACAAGCUGCUACACACUCUGUCCUGGAGGAAACCAUUUGGAACCUCCGUGUGGCCUUCCUCCAGGAGAGAGUUAUCAACCAAUGGGAAUCCUUCACCAUAUGGAAUGCUGGGAAACAGGGCCGGAAACUCUACCGCUGCCUCAGUCCCUCCAAUCAGAAGAAGGUCCGAGCGUUCUGCGAUGUGGACGAGAAAAAGAUCAAGAAAGGCUUCUACACCUAUGAGGAGUCCAAGGAGAGGCCCAAGCCUAAGAUCCCUGUCCUGCACUACAGAGACGCCUCUCCACCCUGCAUCAUCUGUGUCAAGCUGGACAUGACCGGAGGAGUGUUUGAAGAGAACCUGAAGUCUCUCCAUCUGGAAGAAGGAGUGGACUACUACCACUUCAACUGACACUGGGAUGGAGAGAUGGAGAGGGAGGAGGGUGGGCCACUACCACUUCAACUGACACUGGGAUGGAGAGAUGGAGAGGGAGGAGGGUGGGCCACUACCACUUCAACUGACACUGGGAUGGAGGGAUGGAGAGAUGGAGAGAUGGAGGGAUGGAGAGA
Molecule: messenger RNA, 1424 nt
Organism: Coregonus clupeaformis (lake whitefish)
Lineage: Eukaryota; Metazoa; Chordata; Actinopteri; Salmoniformes; Salmonidae
Product: UDP-GlcNAc:betaGal beta-1,3-N-acetylglucosaminyltransferase-like protein 1
Exons: 13
Coding region: 67-1266 (399 amino acids)
Source: RefSeq, a predicted model, not a curated record